AUGCGCACCUCCGGGGGAAUGGACACACUUGAAGCUCGGACUUGGGGGGGAAGGAGGAACACCAUUCUGCCUUGCCAAGACCAGUACUUUGUAGGAGGCCAGAGCUAUAAUUGCCCGUAUUCCACUACAACGUCAGAAUCUAGUGUUGAUGUUUCCACGGAUACUUGGGUCUCUUUCUGGGCUGCUGGUCUCCUGGACAACAGAGAGCCCCAACAAGCACCACAAGCACAGGUCUUACCAAAUAUAACAGUUCAGAGAAGAAAAGACUCUAGUUUUGAUUCCUUUGUAAUUCAGAGAUGUAAUUUUCAAAUAUCACUCCCCCAGAAAUUGUUGUCAUCAGAUGAGUUCUCCAAAGUAUGUGGAAAAUUCAGAAAGGGAAAGAGGAAACCCAAAGAGCAAAGAUACUCUCCUGCUGAAAUUCCCCAUCCCAAAAACGCCAAGAGAAGCCUCUCUAGUGAAUUUGCUAACUGUGAAGAACAGCCUGGGCCCCCUGUGGAUCCCUGGGUCCUUCAAACACUUGGGUUAAAAGACCUCAACACCAUUGAUGACACCUUGUCAGCUAACUACAGUGCCUUCUCCUCUCAUCCCAGAAGAGUCACCAGCGCGUUUUCUCAGUAUCCAGAUGAUGCAGCUGAUUAUGAAAAUGUCCCCAGAGAAGAUCUGCCAAUUGACUGUGGAGGUGAUGGAACAACCCCCUUACAUAGCACUGCCACUCGUGGGGAAGAUUUUCCCUUCCUUUCGCAACUUUCAAAUCCCCCAGUGGGGCUGCAAAAUCUUCCUUACUAUACUGCUAACGUGUCACCCAACAAGACAGAGAUGGCCUUUUCCACGUCCCUGAGCCCUCACUGUAAUGUGAAAACUCAUUCCUUCCACCAGGGACAAGCUUUUGUGCGUCGAGAUGAGGAGGGAGGCUGGAAGUUUACCUGGGUCCCUAAGCAGUCUUAG
Propithecus coquereli (Coquerel's sifaka) is the source of this 945-nucleotide messenger RNA. It is a transcript of the gene GMNC, whose product is annotated as geminin coiled-coil domain containing. The transcript is spliced from 4 exons. The record is from RefSeq and is a predicted model, not a curated record. Gene Ontology annotation, biological process: negative regulation of DNA replication; negative regulation of cell cycle. Bases 1 to 945 code for a protein of 314 amino acids. Gene Ontology annotation, cellular component: nucleus. Lineage: Eukaryota; Metazoa; Chordata; Mammalia; Primates; Indriidae.